GGCUUCUCGGUCCGAACUCUGUUCACACACCCACGGCAACAUCUUCUCUGGCAUCAUUUCACUUCUUCCAUUCCUUAGAUUGGAGCUAGACAGGCGGUUCGGCUCAUUUCGAAAAAGGCGGCUGGCGCGCAAUGGGAUUCUUUCGGCUGUUGCAAGAUAUCAUGGGCUGUAUCGUGGGCAUUUUGGCGUAGGGCUGGUAUUUUGCUUUUGCAAGCGCUCGAAAUUGGUACUGCAAGCGAUUGCGGUGUUUUUGAUAUGGAUGGGGAAUACCCAGGGAUAAUUGCACUUGUCAUCAUUUGCUCUCGGCCUCAUCCCACGUGUGCCCACGCCUGCGUCAGUCCUCUCAUAUCUCCCCAGACCGCCAGGUCAGUUUUCUUUGAUUCCACUUCUGGACUUGCGGACCCCGUUAUGCACGAUUGCCGCAAUAUCCGCCGUUGCUUUCAGCCUCAUAUCAGCGUGCUUUCGGCUGUUUUGCAUGAUCCAGAUCAUGCAGCCUCAGUGUCUCCGGUGUCACUUCCUGCACUAAUACAGCCUCAAUAUCCGGCGCAUUAUAGGGCUAUAGCAGGUACGCAAAGCUACAAUAUAGGUCCGCAUCGCAAGGCGCCACUAUGCCACAUUCACUCCGUUUAACGCUUUCGACUUCGUUUCUUCGGGCCGUUAGCAAGAAAGUUCAAAGACAGCUGUCUACGUCCCAAGAAAUGGAAUGUAAAUGUAGAGCG
Messenger RNA from Trematosphaeria pertusa, 719 nucleotides. RefSeq lists its product as uncharacterized. The transcript has a single exon. NCBI's taxonomy places the organism in Eukaryota, Fungi, Ascomycota, Dothideomycetes, Pleosporales, Trematosphaeriaceae. The record is from RefSeq and is a predicted model, not a curated record. Bases 256 to 630 code for a protein of 124 amino acids.